This is a messenger RNA of Ictalurus furcatus (blue catfish), 4668 nucleotides long. It is a transcript of the gene nherf2, whose product is annotated as tyrosine-protein phosphatase non-receptor type 13. Gene Ontology annotation, molecular function: signaling receptor binding; protein-membrane adaptor activity. Gene Ontology annotation, biological process: protein localization to plasma membrane. The transcript has 7 exons. The coding region runs from base 435 to 2603 and encodes 722 amino acids. Lineage: Eukaryota; Metazoa; Chordata; Actinopteri; Siluriformes; Ictaluridae. The record is from RefSeq and is a predicted model, not a curated record. Gene Ontology annotation, cellular component: apical plasma membrane.
CUUCAUAAAUUUGACAAUGUUCAAGAUAUUUUACACUUGUGAGUGCACAUCACAAACUGUAGUCCACAGGGAACGUUCUGGAGUCGUUCACUUGGAAAGUGGGAAGAGGAAGAGUUCCGGUUGGAUGUGUUGUGAGAUCUUAUCUCUGGCCAAUCCCCUCCCCUCUCUCCCUCUCUCUCGCUCUCUUCCUCAGUGAUCACUGAGCUCGGGUUUCCCACUUUCCCUUCAACAGCUCCUCUGGACUCUGGAAUCUUUUUUCCUCUUUGUGUGUCGCCGCAUUCAAUCGGCAAUUUUUAAUCCUUGACUUCAUCUCAGUAUAAGCUUGUUCUUCGUGAUCAGUGUACUGCUAGAUGAGUAGUUCUGUUUAAACCUGAAAGAGUUCCAGAGGAAGGAGAGAAGGAGAGAAGGAGGAGGACCUGUGAAGCACCUGUCCCAUGCGCACUGAGGCGGUGGAGACGGAGGUGGAGGCUACGAUGACGACGAUGACGAUGAUGACGAAGGCUGACAGUGUGCAGAAGGAGAUGGAGGAGAGGAAUCUGCGUCCCCGGCUGUGCUACCUGACCAAAGGCGAGUGCGGUUACGGCUUCCACCUGCACGGAGAGCGCAGCAGCGGUGCACAGUUCAUCCGCAGGAUCGAGGCGGGAUCUCCUGCGGAGCUGGCUGGACUUCGGUCCGGGGACCGCGUGGUGGAGGUGAACGGAGAGAACGUGGAGAAGGACUCGCACCAGCAGGUGGUUCAGAAGAUCAUGGAGGUAGAUAACAGGACAAGGCUCUUGGUGGCGGAUCGAGAGACGGAUGAGUUUCUGCUCCUCCACUCUUUGCCCUGCACUGAGGACCUGGCCGUGGAGAUGAGCUGCCUCCUCUCGUCACGCACCUCCUCGUCUUCCCUCGCUUCUUCCACUCUGAGCUUCUCCUCAUUGUCGCGGGGCUCCGUCACUCCAUCGUCACAAGACUCCAUCAUUCUAUCACCACGAGACUUCAUCACUCACUCACUCUCUGACUCCAUUGCUCCAACACUGCUGCCCAAAUCCAUCACUUCAUCACCACGGGACUCCGUUGCUCCGUUACCCAGUGAUUCUGUUAUACCAUCACCACAAAACUCCACUCCACCAUCACCACGCAUAUCUGUCACUCCAUCACCAGAAAACGCCAUCAUUCAAUCAUCACGCAGCUCUAUUAAUCAAUCACCAUCCAACUUCAUUCCUCAAUCACCUUAUGACUCCAUUACUCAAUCACCAUCCAAGUCCAUUCCUCAAUCACCAUCCAACUUCAUUCCUCAAUCACCCUACGACUCCAUCACUCAAUCACCAGCCAAGUCCAUUCCUCAAUCACCCUACGACUCCAUCACUCAAUCACCAUCCAAGUCCAUUCCUCAGUCACCCUACGACUCCAUCACUCAAUCACCAUCCAAGUCCAUUCCUCAAUCACCCUACGACUCCAUCACUCAAUCACCAUCCAAGUCCAUUCCUCAAUCACCCUACGACUCCAUCACUCAAUCACCAUCCAAGUCCAUUCCUCAAUCACCAUCCAAAUCCAUUCCUCAAUCACCAUCCAAGUCCAUUCCUCAAUCACCCUACGACUCCAUCACUCAAUCACCAUCCAAGUCCAUUCCUCAAUCACCAUCCAAAUCCAUUCCUCAAUCACCAUCCAAGUCCAUUCCUCAAUCACCCUAUGACUCCAUCACUCAAUCACCAUCCAAGUCCAUUCCUCAGUCACCCUACGACUCCAUUACUACUCCUUUCAUCAGGGAAAAAUCAGAUGAGACCCAUGUAAUGGACGUCAUCAUCACCACAGACAACAAGGAGACGUCAGGAACAGAGGACACGGUGAUGCGUGACCUGAGGCCGCGGCUGUGUCACAUAGUGAAGAACGAGCAGGGUUUCGGAUUUAACCUGCACUGUGAUAAGCGGCGUGUGGGUCAGUUCAUCCGCUCGGUCGACCCUGAUUCCCCCGCACACAGAGCUGCACUACAGCCCGGAGACAGACUCGUCCAGGUGAACGGCAGAAGCAUUGAGGGUCUGAGGCACUCGGAGGUGGUGGAGAUAAUCCGAAGCGGAGGAGGAGAGACCAAGCUGUUGGUGGUGGACCCAGAAACAGACGUUCUGUUUCAGAAACUCGGCAUCACACCGACUACAGCGCACCUCAACGAGGACUGUGUGGACGGUCCAAUCAUAGAGAGUCCAACCUCUACCUGUCCGAUCACAGACACCUCUGUAUCGCCUACAAAACCCCGCAACGGCUUGCUGAUCCAACCGCCGGUCACGACGGAUGCACCAACCAGAAACGGCUCUCUGAAGCACCAGAGUCACGGAAGCUCCUCCUCCUCCAGGUCCAUCACUUCAGAGACGAGUGUGGAGCUGAGCAGCUCUGACAUCAGCAGCAAGGUGUUGGAUUCGGAGCAGUGUAAGUAUAACAGCGCCCCCGGUGUGCAGGAGGUGAAAGAGGAGAAGGAGGUGAAGGAUCUGGACCCGCUGAGGGCGAGCGGCCUGCAUCUGAGCUCCACAGCGGCCGAGGCCAGGCAGAAGGUCAGGUCGAAGAAGGCCAGCAAGAGAGCGCCCCCAAUGGCCUGGAACAAGAAAUACGAGAUCUUCAGCAACUUCUGAGCCGUUCAGCCCCCAAAAAAACCAUCUAACAGAGCCUGGAUGAACUAUUUUACCCUGGGAAACGAGAAUACCACUUUUUCAGCUUAGAUAGAUAGAGAGAGAGCGAGAGAGAGAGAGAGAGAGAGAGAAAUAGACGGCCAGCUUGAGAAAGAUGAAGAGUGGAGGUGAAGAAACGUGAAAGGUUGGAAUCUGAAGGUGAAGAAACGUGAACGAUAAAAGGGAAUCAGACCGGACGUAGUAGUGAGCAUGAACUCCGACUCUUUAAUGGUGUCACGUGACUGACAAUGAAAUAAAAACACGUUAGAUAUGAGAGAGAGAGAGAGAGAGAGAGAGAGAGAGAGAGAGAGAGAGAGUUGUAACCGACAUGCAUUCAUUUAAAAUUGAAAGGGAAAACUGUCCUGUCAUCCUCUUGGUUUUCUUGUUGACGAUCAGUGGGAAAAUAACUCACUGGCGCCGUGUUAGCUUAUCAGGACACGUGAGGUUCAUCACACACGAGCCAUUUUAUUACAGGAAUAAACUGAUAAACGUUUCGAAAGCAUAGGACCGGUUUCUGCUGCUAAAUAUUAUAUUUAAUAUUUUAAACACUUAUAAAAGCAUUGGGAGAACAACCCCAGCAUCCCCAGCGUACGUUCUCAUGGAAAUAAAUGAUUCACAAUCAUGUUGAAAUUUAUAAUAAUAAUAAUUUGAAUAAAUCGGAAUAAUCAAAUUUGAAAAAAAAAACAACAACAAAAAAUCAUGACAUUUGUACACACAAAUUCUUCCCUUCCUGUCUAAACAGUCUUCUUAGGUGAGUUUAAUAACUUUUGAACAAUUGCUAGCGUCGGAUAACGCGUUGUUUUCACAAUGGCUGCGUAACGACACGCACGGUCGAAGACGAGCUCGUUCACUGAAACGUCACGGAAACCUUCGCACGUCCACGCGACCGUGUGCUUUCACUCGCCGUCGAUCUCUAGAUCUGCAAGAAAGCUGUAGGAACGCCUCGCGCGCACGCUUCAGCGUGCCGCAAAAUGCUGCCUCGCCUCCUCCGACCGAAUCUUUAUGUUCGUUAUUCCUGAUGUAUUCCCACGCCGCUCAUAGCCAACGAUAUACGAUGCGUUUAGGAACGACUAAUACGUUAACGUCUGUAUUUAUUAUGAUGUCCGGAUUUUAGGGUUACAGCGUGAAACCGUGAACCAGGAAACAACACUAACAAGCUACGCAGCAACAUAUCACAAUAUUACAAAAAUUAGCACAAGAAAUAUUAAGACACUUUAUAUAUAUAUAUUUAUAUUUAUAUAUAUACCACUAUAAAGUAAUCUAACAGUACUAAUGCGUUGUUUUAGCUUCUUCUUUUUUUUAUUUUUAGAAAAGUGUAAGCCUGUUAUAACGAGAUUAUUAUGAAUGAAACCCAUCGGGUCUUUCUUUCCUUUCCCAGUUAGAUCUAUUUCAAGAAUCGUUACUAAGCGAAAAAGAAGAACUUUCUGGAAUAUGUGCCACAUGCAGUAUGUUUUCAUUUUGAAACAAGCUUUACUUAAAACUAUAUAUAUUUUCAUGUCAUUAUGAAAUUUACAGAAUGUUUUCCUUACAACUUUUUGUUACGUUUUUUUUUUUUUUUUUAAUAUAUAUAUAUAUACUCAUAUGAUAUAUUUCUACAUAUUUAUGUAUGUUACGACUCAAUAUAAACAAUGUAAACAACAAAAAAAAAGACAAUUUCAGUAAUGUUCCUGAGUGAAUCUCUUUAUUCAGUAACUAACAUUUUCACACGGAUUAUAUUUACAUUUUAUAAUUUAGCUACACGGAAAAUGAACUCGCGUAAAAAUAUACCUUGCUUCGUCAUAAUUUAUUCAAGUCACAGUCGUGUAAAGUACCGCGAGUUGGUUUGAGGAGAACGAGAGGUUUAAUAGCCGCUAGUCAUGGUGUUGCCUUGUCACGCUGAUUAAAUCUAAUGUUAACCCAGAACCAUUCUUGGAUCUCUCUGGGGAAAGCACUCGUUAGACUUUAUUGUGUUUUUGUUUACAUGGUUUUGUGUACAUCUCGUGAGGUUCACCUCCACCCUGAAACACACAUUAAAUAUCUCCGUGCUGAA